AUGGGGCGCGGACGGAAGCCGGACCACAGGAAGGGCAAGAUGGCCCGCGGGGAGAUGGCGGAAGAAAACGUCUGGGAUCCCGACCCGGAUGCGGUGGCUGCGACGAUGCGCGCUGCGCAGCAGGCCGAGAGCUCCGACGACGAGGAGGCGCCCGUCGUGCCGCAGCAGCGGCGCGUGCCCAUGAUGCCCCCGAGCGACUCGGACGAGGAGGAGGAAGCCGCCCCGCCACAGAAGAAGGCUCAGGAGAAGCCCGAGGAGUCGUCCUCGGAGGACGACCUGGCGGACCUGGACGCGAUGAUGCGGCGGGAACCGCGCAGCGUGAAGAACGCGCGCGAGGAGGCGCAGAAGGAGGCGGACCACGGGCGCUCGAAGAAGGAGCUCAAGGAGGAGAUGGACCGCCUCGCGAUCGUCAAGAAGCGCCGCGAGGAGCAGCGACUCAAGCGCAUCAAGGAGGAGGGUUGGGAUCGCUUUGCGCCGAUCACGGAGACGAACAAGCCGCCCGGCGGGGACGCCGCGCUGCUGACGCAGCAGAAGGGGAGCUGA
This is a messenger RNA of Pedinophyceae sp. YPF-701, 543 nucleotides long. The record is from the annotation of a GenBank genome assembly. NCBI's taxonomy places the organism in Eukaryota, Viridiplantae, Chlorophyta, Pedinophyceae.